Molecule: messenger RNA, 407 nt
Organism: Nezara viridula (southern green stink bug)
Lineage: Eukaryota; Metazoa; Arthropoda; Insecta; Hemiptera; Pentatomidae
Source: the annotation of a GenBank genome assembly
AUGCCAGGAAGUACGACGGUAGGAAGGAUAAAGCCACUUCAACUCUGCAUAAAAACUAGAAAUAUCCUCAGAGACGCUCAAUAUACCGUGAUCCUCUCCGCUCUCGUAGCCGUGGCUUGCGCCGCCUCCUAUGGUUACCACGAGUCCCAUGAACACGCAUACUCGACCCAGAACCAAGUCAACUACGUCGAGCAUUCUGUUCCAGUCGAGAUCAAAGUCAAGUCAGCUCCAGCAGUCCACCAUGUUCCAGUCGUCCACCAUGUUCCAGUAGUACAUCAUGUUCCAGUGGUACACCACGUCGAGACCCCUUCAUAUCACCACUAAAUUACUGCCCUUGACUUUAAACACCUGUCAUCAUUUCUCCGAAAUCAUCCAUAAAAUUUAUUUAUGUAUUUAUUAUCUGUGGC